Aedes albopictus (Asian tiger mosquito) is the source of this 1599-nucleotide messenger RNA. RefSeq lists its product as uncharacterized. Lineage: Eukaryota; Metazoa; Arthropoda; Insecta; Diptera; Culicidae. Gene Ontology annotation, molecular function: oxidoreductase activity. The transcript is spliced from 5 exons. The coding region runs from base 16 to 1470 and encodes 484 amino acids. The record is from RefSeq and is a predicted model, not a curated record.
ACGCCAUCUCCAGCAAUGCAUGCAACGACGAUCCAACACGUGGUUCUAGCAGCAAAGGCGGCGUCGACAACUACGACGAUGAUUGCGUCUUGCGCAAAACCAUUAGCCCCAUCAUCAUCGUCACCAGCGGCAAUCCUAAUGCGUCGGCUGAUGGUAGUGGCCUCAGCCGCACAACGACUACAAAGCACCAGCAGCAACAGUAGCGCCAACGGUUGUUGGAUGCCAGCGACGUCGUUAGUUAGAAACGAUCGUCGGUGGAAGCAGGAAGCUGCAAACGGAUUCGAAUCGGGAUCUGGUGUAAUUAAUCGUAGAGUCUCACUCGAUAGAUCUUUACUGGCACCGUCGUCAGUGCUACGGAACCAAUCACAGAGAACCAUCAUGGCCGCAGCAGUGAAACCGCGCCUCGUGGCCCUCGAGGAAUCCCGCCGCUUCAUGGUGGAGUGCUUUCUCAAGUCCAAAACCCCGGAAUCGCACGCCAAGCAGAUGGCCGACCUGCUGGUGGAAGCCGACUACCGGGGCCACUUUAGCCACGGCAUGAACCGGCUAGAGAUGUACAUCAACGAUCUGCACAAGAACGCCUGCAGCGGAGCAGCCGAACCAACGAUUCUGAAGGAAACCCCUGCGACCGCGUGGGUCGACGGGAACAAUGGUCUCGGGGCAGUUGUAGGUAACUUCUGUAUGGAUCUGGCCGUCAAGAAGGCCAAGGAAGUCGGCGUCGGGUGGGUUUGUGCGAAACGUUCCAAUCAUUACGGUAUUGCCGGGUGGUACACCCUCAGGGCAAUGAACGCGGGAUGUGUCGGAAUGUCCAUGACCAACACAUCGCCGUUGGCCAGUCCAACCAGAAGCAAGGAAGCCGCCCUCGGAACUAAUCCCUUGUCGGUGGGUGCGCCGGCCGAAAACGGAGACGGAUUUGUGUUGGAUAUGGCCACCACUGCCGUGGCUGUUGGCAAGAUCGAAAUCCAGCGGCGCAAGGGUGAACCGAUUCCCCUCGGGUGGGCACAAGACCCCACGGGACAUCCCACAACGGACGCCAAUCUGGCCUUUGAAACCGGAUGCCUAAUGCCGCUGGGCGGCACCGAACUGACCUCCGGAUACAAGGGAUACGGUCUGGCCGCGAUGGUAGAAGUAUUCUGCGGCAUCAUGGCCGGAUCCAACUACUCCACCAAGGUUCGCAAAUGGACACACGCCGGCGCCGACUCGGAAGCCGAUCUGGGCCAGUGCUUUGUGGCCAUCAAUCCGGAAUGUUUUGCCCCCGGCUUCGAGGGAAGGGUGUCCGAUUUGAACAGUAUUCUGAGGAACAUGCCAAGGACCGACGAAACGAAGCCGGUUCUGGUACCCGGCGAUCCGGAACGAAACCACAUGGCAAAAGUUGACACGGAAGGAGGCCUGGCAUAUCACGAGAACCAAAUCAAGACUUGCAACCAGCUAUCGGAACGGUUGGGCGUCAAACCGAUCUCCUUCGUGGCUUAACAAUAGAAGCGGACGAUUCCUCCAUUGUUUUGCAUUUAACGGAGUUUUUGUUUUAAUUAUACUUUACAUUUUACGUAACUUGUAAGGUGCUUCGAUGUUAAAUAUUACGAUAAACACGCGUAAAUUGUA